This is a messenger RNA of Monopterus albus (swamp eel), 2784 nucleotides long. RefSeq names its product tumor protein p53 (gene tp53). The transcript is spliced from 11 exons. Gene Ontology annotation, cellular component: nucleus. Gene Ontology annotation, biological process: apoptotic process; protein tetramerization; regulation of transcription by RNA polymerase II. The record is from RefSeq and is a predicted model, not a curated record. Lineage: Eukaryota; Metazoa; Chordata; Actinopteri; Synbranchiformes; Synbranchidae. Gene Ontology annotation, molecular function: protein binding; RNA polymerase II cis-regulatory region sequence-specific DNA binding; DNA-binding transcription factor activity, RNA polymerase II-specific. The coding region runs from base 347 to 1471 and encodes 374 amino acids.
UCUGCAGCUUAGCUAACGUCAUUAGCCUGAUAAGCUAACGCGAAUUUGCUAGCCAAAAUAGAAAAGCCUGUAACUGAAAGCAGAACCCUUGGUGUAAAACGGUUGUUUGCAUCUUGACACAUUCUGGCUCAUUUUAAAUUUGUAUGUGUCGAGUUAUUGUAAAAAUAAGUCGGUGAAUAACGCUAGCUUCAUUCAGUUUGUGUGGGCCUCCGGCCGACACACAGUGCACGGUAGCUAACGUUAGCAGGUUAACUUUUCUUGCUCUUUGUCCUGGGGACUCUGAAUUGUGACGCAGUCCUCCAUAUUGGCUCUUCCUCAUCGUCUCAAGCGUGAAACAGGGAAGUCGAUGAUGGAUGAGCAAAGUUUUGACAGCCUGCAGUUGUGUCAGGAACUGCCGCUGAGCCAGGACUCCUUCAGCGUGCUGUGGGAGAAUGUAGUAACUCCCCCCAUCUCCACAAUCCCAACAGUGCCUUUUGAGACAAACGAACCAAUGAAUAUGAUGUUCAGUGAUGAGCAUGCACUACCUCAGGGGUUUGAGAAUCUGUUUGACAUGACCUCUGAGCUGUUACCUAAAGAGGGCAUUACUCCUCCAUUCUCCAAUGGCCCAGUUACAUCCGACUACCCUGGGGAAUAUGGCUUCAAGCUUCGCUUUCAGAACUCUGGCACGGCCAAGUCGGUCACUUCCACUUUUUCAGAAGUUCUCAACAAGCUAUAUUGUCAGCUGGCAAAGACCAGCCUUGUGGAAGUGCUGGUGACCCAGGAACCUCCUCAGGGUGCCAUUAUCAGGGCCACAGCGGUUUACAAGAAGACUGAGCAUGUGGCCGAGGUGGUCCGCAGAUGCCCCCAUCACCAGAAUGAGGAUGUUGUAGCGCAUAGCAGCCACCUGAUCAGAGUCGGGGGCAGCCAGGGAGCUCUGUAUUUUGAGGAUCCUCACACAAAGAGACAGAGUGUGACUGUCCCUUAUGAGCCCCCCCAGCCGGGCUCAGAGAUGUCAACCAUCCUGCUGAGGUUCAUGUGCAACAGCUCCUGCAUGGGGGGCAUGAACCGCAGACCCAUCCUCACCAUUCUGACCCUCGAGACUAAAGAGGGACUGGUUUUGGGUCGCCGUUGCUUUGAGGUCCGUAUCUGUGCAUGUCCAGGCAGGGACCGCAAAUCUGAGGAGGAAAACAAAAGUAAUCAGCAGAGUGGCACCAAACAGACUAAAAAACGCAAAAGUGCCCCAGCUCCUGGCACGACUUCUUCAAAGAAGACUAAGUCUGCCUCCAGUGCAGAGGAGGAGGAGAAGGAGGUCUUUGUUCUCCAUGUUCAGGGUCGUGAGCGGUUCGAGAUGUUGAAGAAAAUCAAUGACGCUCUGGAGCUGCAUGACAAAGAAAACAAAUCUAAGUCCAGGGUCCCAGCGAAGCAGGAGCUUCCUCUGCCCAUCAAUGGGAAGAAACUGCUGCAGAGAGGAGAGAAGAGUGACAGCGACUGAAAUGUUCUGCAAUGAUGAUGACAACAAACAGCAUUUUCUAGUGUGUCUAAGCCAUUGGUUUGUUUCGGGGGGGGGGUUUCAUCAUUGGAAAUAGAAAUCCCUUUGGUCUCAAUUCAGUUGAUAAUAUACUACAGAAAUGGCCAUUAGGGCUCCUGCAAGAAAGUUUUUUUUUUCUCUGUGAUGCAAGACUUGUCUGUGUGCUUCACCCUGCUGCUUCUUGCAGGAGACCUAACAGGCAUUUCUGUGCACAGUAAACAUGGAGGGAGGUGAGAUAAACGCGAAUUAGAUCCAAUGCCAUUUAUGUAAUUUUUAAAACGCUGAAAGUCAGUGAAGUUGGUGUUUAAUUACUCAAACAACAUGUCAGGGUGGGACUUGAAUUGAGAGGGACUGGAUUUAGUCUGUCUAUGUUGGCAGGGAUUUUUCUUUGACUUUUAAUCAUUCAAUUUUCUACAUUUAUCUGCCUCAUGGUCAUUUAAAAUGGUUAAGAUUUAGUCUGUUAGUAGAUGAAAACCAAAUGGAUUCUUGGUUUUCAGUGACAUUUCUUUUUUUUAGUUAAAAUAGAAGUAGUUGAAUUGGGUUUAAAAGAACUAUUGAAUUUAGUUUAGAGUCUCAGAGGCAUUUCUAAGAUUAUUAUGUAACAAGUCACUGCCAUUCGAGAACGUGCAGUCACCCUUAUGAAGCUUGAACUGUUGCUGUAUUACUGUAUUGUAUUCUGUACUGACUUGCAGACAUUCAUGUGUCUAUGUGAGAAAAUUUGGCCCAUAUUUGGCACAAGAACAAUGUAAACAAACUUAAAUGCACAGGUUUGACCGUAUGGUGUUAAUGGUGAUAUUCUGUCAGUGGGCCUGUUAUCCUACCUUUUUUUUUUUUUUAAACAUAAUUUUUUUUAACACAAAGCUGCAAAAGACAACAUCAGUAUGAGUUCAUUAUCUGUCACUUCACCCACAGGGAGCAUGUAUUGUCAUGAUUUACGUUGAAAUUAACUCUAGGUUUGGUAGAUGAGGGGCUGGCUGGAUCAACCCAAAACUAACCUUUUAGUAUUUGUAAGUUUUAUACCCAACAAAGUGCAGGAGGUGUCAGUGGCGGGGGAGUCAGAACAGGUAAUGUGAUACAGAAGUUAUCAAAGGUUUCUGUUUUUUAAGUAUUUGACAAAUGAAUCAUGGGAACAAAGUGUCUUUGAUAAAGGAAGAUGAUACUGUCUCUAUUCUGAGCUUCCCAUCUGUAAAUCACACAAUGUGUCAUUAAUCAGCACUUCAGUUGGGUCUGACCAAUCACUGUCCGUUUAUAAAACCACUUUUUGUUCUUGCGUCUCC